CAGCUUUAAAUAUAUAUUGAACAAAUUUGGGAAUAAUCUUACUUUGUAAAAAGCAAUCACAUUACUAAAUUAUUACAGAACGGAUUAUAAAAUUAACGAUUUAAAUAUCCAUAGACAUAUAAAUGUAUAAAAAUCUAUACUAUAAGAAACGUUUUUAUAUUAUGAAUUAAAUAAUAAUUACUGUAAUGAGUACUUUCAGUGUAAAUUUAUCAAUACCUUUCCCAUCAGGAAGGGAAGCAGAAAUUGCUUAUCAGGUAUUAAGAGUUGAUAAAGAGCCCUCAAGAGGUAGUAUUGCAAAGAGUUUGACACUCGAUAAUAAUUUAUUACAAAUAUCAAUUUCUGGAACAGAAGCACGAAAAGUUAGAGUGGCAUUAACUUCAUUUUUUGAUAGUUUAAUUUUAGUAACAGAAACUAUGCAACUUUUUGGCCCACCUGUACCUACUUAUAAUUAUUAUUAAGUACAUAUUUAUUGU
This is a messenger RNA of Frieseomelitta varia, 473 nucleotides long. RefSeq names its product EKC/KEOPS complex subunit LAGE3 (gene Tcs6). The transcript has 3 exons. Gene Ontology annotation, cellular component: EKC/KEOPS complex. The coding region runs from base 186 to 458 and encodes 90 amino acids. Lineage: Eukaryota; Metazoa; Arthropoda; Insecta; Hymenoptera; Apidae. The record is from RefSeq and is a predicted model, not a curated record.